Volvox carteri f. nagariensis is the source of this 267-nucleotide messenger RNA. RefSeq lists its product as uncharacterized. The transcript has a single exon. The record is from RefSeq and is a predicted model, not a curated record. The annotation marks the transcript as partial. Lineage: Eukaryota; Viridiplantae; Chlorophyta; Chlorophyceae; Chlamydomonadales; Volvocaceae.
CGCGAGCCGCCUUCGAGGCGGGUGGAAACACGCGAGCCGCCUUCGAGGCGGGUGGAAACACGCGAGCCGCCUUCGAGGCGGGUGGAAACACGCGAGCCGCCUUCGAGGCGGGUGGAAACACGCGAGCCGCCUUCGAGGCGGGUGGAAACACGCGAGCAGCCUUCGAGGCGGGUGGAAACACGCGAGCAGCCUUCGAGGCGGGUGGAAACACGCGAGCCGCCUUCGAGGCGGGUGGAAACACGCGAGCAGCCUUCGAGGCGGGUGGAA